UUUCAUCACUUCACUUCUCACCUCAUCUGUUAUCUCCUUCCCUUCCCUUCCCUUUCCACAUACAGAUUGAGUUUCAGAUACGUUUCUCCAAAUGAACGAUUACUACUUAACCUUCCCCUACGGGAUACUUCUCGUCUGCGGCGGCCUCAUCGGAUACGCCAGGAAACGCAGCACACCGUCGCUCAUCGGCGGCCUCGCCACCGGAUUGCUCCUCCUCCUCGCUGCUUAUCUCAGCCUCCAAGCUUACAACAAGCAAACCAACUCUUACAUCGCGUUGAUCCUUCAAACUGUUAUUGCUGCUAUUUUAACAUGGAUCAUGGGAAAUAGAUACUUUCAAACUCGGAAGAUAAUGCCAGCUGGAAUCGUUGCUGGAAUCAGUGCUGUGAUGACCCUUUUUUAUAUUUACAAAAUCGCAUCCGGCGGGAACCAUGUUGCCCUGAAGGCUGCUGAAUAGCGGCGUUAAUGGUUUCUUCCCCUCUGUUAUUUCAGUACGUAUAAUGUAAAUAUUUUGUUGUGCUUUCGAUGAUUGACAAUAUUUAACGAUACUAUCCUUAGAUGAUUUUAAAUAAAGAUUAAUGGCUUUGGUUGGUUCA
This is a messenger RNA of Andrographis paniculata, 593 nucleotides long. RefSeq names its product protein FATTY ACID EXPORT 5-like. The record is from RefSeq and is a predicted model, not a curated record. Gene Ontology annotation, cellular component: membrane. The coding region runs from base 92 to 454 and encodes 120 amino acids. Lineage: Eukaryota; Viridiplantae; Streptophyta; Magnoliopsida; Lamiales; Acanthaceae. The transcript is spliced from 3 exons.